This is a messenger RNA of Erythranthe guttata (spotted monkey flower), 2435 nucleotides long. Its product is annotated as putative serine/threonine protein phosphatase 2A regulatory subunit B''delta. The record is from RefSeq and is a predicted model, not a curated record. Gene Ontology annotation, molecular function: calcium ion binding; protein phosphatase regulator activity. Gene Ontology annotation, biological process: protein dephosphorylation. Gene Ontology annotation, cellular component: protein phosphatase type 2A complex. Lineage: Eukaryota; Viridiplantae; Streptophyta; Magnoliopsida; Lamiales; Phrymaceae.
ACUUCCCCUCUAUCUCUCUCUCCUCUCUCUCUCUCUCUAUCUCGCGCAUACACACCGCUUUUCUGCUCCAAGGGUUUGCAAUCUCCCUGUAAAUUCCGUCCCUCCGAUCUCCGUCCAACAUCAUUUUAGGGCUUGCCGCGCAUGAAAUAGCUGCGGACAUCUGGAUUAUUUUAUGCAUCGCAGAUUCCAAAUCUACGAAGAUCUGUGUGGAGGAGAAACUCCCGCCCGGAGCUGGCCAUUCUAGGGUUCUGUUUGAUGUUCAAGGAAGCGUUUGAAGAUCCGAGGGCUGUGAGCGAUAUUGUAAUUGUGAGGAAUUUUUGAAGAGAGAGUUAUGGAUUUGGAUUUCAAUGGCGACGUGGCGAGCCUCGAUGCCGAACUCUUGCAGCUGCCGGAGGUUUCCCCUUUGGCCAUCAAGGACAAUCCCUUCGUGGCGGAGAAGCUUUUUGAUCAGUGGCUAUCCCUUCCCGAAACUAAUUCUUUGGUGAAAUCCUUGCUUAAUAAUGCCAAGGGAGGAGGUUCGUUGAAUGUCUCUGGAACAUCAUCUAGCGCAGGUGCUGCAGCAAGCAAUACAUUACCUUCAAUGUUUCCCGCUGUCAGUACGCCACCACUUUCACCGAGAAGCUCAUCAGGUUCACCUCGGAUCAUGAAACAAAGGGCAGGUCCCUCUGCUUUAGGUUCGUCCUUGAAAACAGUGAAUGAGCCUGCAAAGGAGCUUAUACCUCAGUUCUAUUUCCUAAAUGGCCGUCCACCGCCAAACGAUUUGGAAGAUCGGUGCGUGUUAAGAAUCAAUCAAUUUUUUUAUGGCCACGUGGAUGGGCUCCAAAUCAACGAAUUCAAACCGGUGACGAAGGAAAUCUGCAAGCUACCAUCGUUUUUCUCAACUGCAAUUUUUAGAAAAAUUGACGUUGAUGGCACGGGAACUGUGACUAGGGAUGCAUUUGUCGAUUAUUGGAUCAAGGGAAACAUGUUGACGAAAGAUACAGCAACCCAAAUAUACACAAUUCUGAAGCAACCGGACGUCAAGUACUUGGCUCAGGAUGACUUCAAACCAGUGCUUCGAGAACUCUUGACAACUCAUCCCGGGUUGGAGUUCUUACAGAGUACGCCUGAAUUUCAAGAGAGAUAUGCUGAAACUGUAAUAUACAGAAUAUUUUACUACGUCAAUAGAUCGGGUAAUGGUCAUCUUACCCUCAGGGAGCUGAAGCGUUCAAAUUUAAUUGCUGCGAUGCAACAUGCAGAUGAAGAAGAGGACAUUAACAAAGUGUUAAGGUACUUCUCUUACGAACAUUUUUAUGUGAUAUAUUGCAAAUUCUGGGAGCUGGAUACCGAUCAUGACUUUCUGAUAGACAAAGAGAACCUCAUCAGAUAUGGUAACCAUGCACUUACCUACAGGAUUGUUGAUAGAAUAUUUUCUCAGGUUCCCAGAAAGUUCACCUGUAAGGUUGAAGGAAAGAUGGGAUAUGAAGAUUUCGUUUACUUCAUAUUGUCAGAAGAGGAUAAAUCAUCUGAGCCUAGUCUUGAAUACUGGUUCAAAUGCAUAGAUUUAGAUGGAAAUGGAGUUAUAACGAGGAAUGAGAUGCAAUUCUUUUAUGAGGAGCAGUUGCAUAGAAUGGAGUGCAUGGCCCAAGAGCCUGUGCUUUUUGAGGAUAUUUUAUGUCAAAUAGUUGACAUGAUUAAUCCAGAGGAAGAGAGCUAUUUUACUUUACGUGAUUUGAAAGGAAGCAGGCUCUCAGGGAGUGUUUUUAAUAUCCUUUUUAACCUUAACAAGUUCAUGGCUUUUGAGACUCGUGACCCUUUCCUAAUUCGGCAGGAGCGCGAAAACCCAACUUUGACAGAGUGGGAUCGCUUUGCGCACAGAGAAUAUAUUAGGCUUUCAAUGGAGGAAGAUGCAGAAGAUGCCUCUAAUGGGAGUGCAGAUGUUUGGGAUGAAUCACUUGAGGCUCCUUUCUGAGUUAUGUUUGGUGAGAUCUCUGUUGACGUUAAGAAAGGUGUCUAUAAUGAAUUCUUUGUAUCGAACUUGCGAUAAAGCAGUAAUUUUUGUUGGACAAACCAUCAAAUGGGAUUCGGCAGUCCGCGUGUAGCAUGCUUGUCAAGCUAGGGAGUUGUUAAUUUCCGUAACAUGGGGGCUUCGGAAAAUGCUUGGUGAGAGUGCACCAGUAUUGUUGACUGGCAACUAACUGGCAACAUAUUAUGUUAGUUCACAGCUUUUAGCACUUCUCUUUGCUUGUAGUUGUAAGAAAAAAAAAUGUUUAUUAAUUAUUUCUUUUCGAGCCAAUGUGUAGUACUUAGUACAUUUUAUUUUUUUCCGGGUGGGAUUAGUUUGGUUUAACUGUGGUGUAUUUCUCUUUUCUUGCUUGUUGCCUUUAUCAAAUUCUUUUUUGUAUUCCGACUUUUUGGUUGUCUGUGUAUGUUAUUUGUUUCCGGUUUCCUUGUCU